AUGCAAUUGCAUCCCUGCAACGAAAACAAUCCUGCAGAGACCGUGAAUAUGCGUCUCCAAACCUACCACCACUCUUCUUCGACUAGGGGGCUGUCCAGCAUUACAACCCUUAUUGUCGGCGUCACCGAGUCUGUCCUAAUUGACCCGCCCUUCCUCAUUCAAGAUGCUGAAUCCGUCGUCCGCUGGGUGAAGGCCACCACAACAACCCCCCUCAAAGCCGUCUUCGUGACCCACCACCACCCCGACCACUUCUUCUCUGCGAACCCCAUUCUCGAUGCAUUUUCGUCCGCGAAAUUUUACGCGGCACCAUUCGUCCUCGCGGGAAUCAACAGAGAGUACGAUGAUAAAGUGAAAUACUGGCCGUCGAUUUUUGGGAAGGAGAGUGUUCCUGAGACUCCACGAAAACCGGAGGCGUUUCAUUUUACUUUCUUUGUCUUACAGGGAAAUCCAGAGAGUCCGGUUAUGUUGCUGGGACCGUUGCAGGGGGAUUCGGUUGAUCAUACCAUUUUUUGGUUGCCUGCGGAGAGGACGGUUAUUUGUGGGGAUACGGUUUAUGGGAGGAGUACGCAUGUUUGGGUCGAAGAAGUUGAGACGCCAGCUCUGCUUGAAGCGUGGAAUAAAUCACUGGAUGUCAUUUCAUCUCUCAACCCGGUCAAGGUCAUCCCGGGACACCUUGAGCCGGGCUGGGAGCUCGAUGCGCAAGCUGACCUAGCGCACACCAAGAAGUACCUCUCUUUAUUUGCUAAUAAGGUGACGUAUGCGCCGUCCAAGCCUAAGGUGCAAGAGCUCUAUGAGUAUUUCCAGAACGAGUUCAACCAGUGCAAGGAGAACUUGAACUUCUUCUUGGGACACUUGUCGAAUCAGUUUGGUGAAGGUGGCCGGGUCUGGGAGGAGAAUAGACAUCAUGCCGUUGAUAAGCGGAGGAUUGAGGAUUUGAAUGGCUUCUGCUUCUAG
Aspergillus chevalieri is the source of this 954-nucleotide messenger RNA. Its product is annotated as MBL fold metallo-hydrolase. The record is from RefSeq and is a predicted model, not a curated record. Lineage: Eukaryota; Fungi; Ascomycota; Eurotiomycetes; Eurotiales; Aspergillaceae. Bases 1 to 954 code for a protein of 317 amino acids. The transcript is spliced from 2 exons. Gene Ontology annotation, biological process: secondary metabolite biosynthetic process.